This is a messenger RNA of Nicotiana attenuata, 1035 nucleotides long. Its product is annotated as NADH dehydrogenase [ubiquinone] iron-sulfur protein 7, mitochondrial-like. Gene Ontology annotation, biological process: mitochondrial respiratory chain complex I assembly; electron transport coupled proton transport; aerobic respiration. The coding region runs from base 125 to 763 and encodes 212 amino acids. Gene Ontology annotation, molecular function: quinone binding; 4 iron, 4 sulfur cluster binding; NADH dehydrogenase (ubiquinone) activity. NCBI's taxonomy places the organism in Eukaryota, Viridiplantae, Streptophyta, Magnoliopsida, Solanales, Solanaceae. The record is from RefSeq and is a predicted model, not a curated record. The transcript has 2 exons.
GUUAGUGAGUGACGUAUAAACCCGACCGCCUCAAACUAUAACCGACCCGACGGAGCAAAUAUAUAGCAUUUGCCGUUUUUCGCUCUCUCUUCGUUCAUCGGAUUUUCGAAUAGGAAAACAAAAAAUGGCUUUGCUGGCUCGAAACGCACACCGGCUAACACAAACGACGCCGUUUUAUCAACGUUCAAUCCACACGACUCUUCCGGCGCUCUCUCAGCAAUCCUCUUCCUCCACUCCGGCCACGUACGCUCGCGCACCUCCGCCGUCCACGUCAUCUCCGGCGGGGAUAUCGAAGACGGCUGAGUAUGUGAUCUCUAAGGUCGACGAUCUGAUGAACUGGGCUCGUCGUGGCUCCAUUUGGCCCAUGACAUUUGGGCUGGCUUGCUGUGCCGUUGAAAUGAUGCAUGCUGGAGCUGCUCGUUAUGAUUUUGACCGAUUCGGUGUUAUCUUCAGGCCUAGCCCUAGACAAUCUGAUUGUAUGAUUGUUGCUGGCACGCUUACCAAUAAGAUGGCCCCUGCUCUUCGCAAGGUCUAUGAUCAAAUGCCUGAGCCAAGGUGGGUUAUUUCGAUGGGAAGCUGUGCAAAUGGUGGAGGAUACUACCAUUACUCAUACUCCGUUGUGCGAGGCUGCGACAGGAUCGUGCCAGUUGACAUUUAUGUUCCAGGAUGCCCACCUACUGCCGAGGCCCUCCUUUAUGGAGUUCUCCAACUGCAGAAGAAGAUCAACAGGCGCAAGGAUUUCCUGAUGUGGUGGACCAAAUAAGAGCGGUUAUAUUUCCGUUUUCUUGGCUAUUCUCCUGUGGAAAUAAACACUUGGCCAAGCGCCAUGCGAGGGGAGAGAUCUUCUGUGAACUACUGUCAUUUUAUCAUAUCUUGAACCUUUUGUAUUUGUUUUGUCUGCUGACAUUUAGUGUGGUGUUGUGCAAGCUGUCACCGAUUUGUUUGGGAACCAGCUUAAAUGGAAGUGCGAUAUUGUUAUUUCAUAGAGAAUGUGCAUGCUGUGUUGGAUUAUAUCAAAGCUAAGACAUUGGACUA